Triticum dicoccoides is the source of this 931-nucleotide messenger RNA. Its product is annotated as phosphatidylinositol transfer protein 3-like. The record is from RefSeq and is a predicted model, not a curated record. The transcript is spliced from 3 exons. Bases 58 to 792 code for a protein of 244 amino acids. NCBI's taxonomy places the organism in Eukaryota, Viridiplantae, Streptophyta, Magnoliopsida, Poales, Poaceae.
UCUACAAGUGCUCACCGUACCAGCAGUAAGGACAGGAGCGGGGAGGAGAGGAGAUCAAUGGCGAGCAGCGUGGUGGGAGAUGCUGGGGAAGGGGAGUGGCUCAAGGUCGCCGAGCUGAGGGCCAUGGCGGGAGCCCAGGACCCGCAUGUCAAGGAGGUGGACAACCUGACGCUCCGGAGGUUCCUGCGCGCGCGGGGCCACGACGUGGGCAAGGCCUCGGCGAUGCUGCUCAAGUUCGUGGCGUGGAGGCGGGAGUCCGUGCCAGGGGGCGUCGGCGCCGUCAUGCCGGCGGAGCUGGUGCGGGCGGAGCCGUCGCGCGAGUUGGCUUCCAUGGGCGGCGUCGACCGCGCAGGCCACCCCGUCCUGCUCGCCUUCCCGGCCAAGCACUUCUCCGCCAACCGGGACAUGGCCGGCUUCAAGCGGCUUGUUGUGUACCUGCUGGACAGGGUCUGCGCGAGGAUCCCACGGGGGCAGGACAAGUUCAUCGUCGUGGUGGAUCUCAAGGGGUGGGGGUAUGCCAACUGCGACGUGCGCGCGUACGUGGCGGCCAUCGAGAUCAUGCAGAGCUACUACCCGGAGCGGCUGGGCAAGGCGCUCAUGGUCCAUGUGCCCUACCUGUUUAUGAAGGCGUGGAAGGUGGUGUACCCCUUCAUCGACGCCAACACUAGGGACAAGUUCGUGUUCGUGGACAACAAGAGCCUGGAGGGGGCGCUGCGGCGGGAGAUGGAUGAGACCCAGCUGCCGGAGAUGUACGGCGGGAAGCUGCCCAUUGCCCCACUCACCGACGACUAGGUAGCUACGACGUACGAUCGGUCGAUGUAUGUAGCACCGAAACAAAGAGGACAGGGUCUCUUGUAUGUAGAUGUAAUUGGGGGAGAGAGCUCGCAUUGCACUGUCACCGUCUGUAUGUAGGGUAUUUUCUUUUUUUCGA